GCCGGAAGUUGGUGUUCGGUGUCCCAGGUUUCUCCCGAGGGCCCCUGAGAGGGGAUUCUUGGAACGUUCCUCGGCUGAAAACGCGCAGAUGGUGCUUCACUAUGGAGAUCAGCCACUCUGUUAAGGAGCGCACCAUCUCUGAGAACAGUCUGGUGAUCCUGCUGCAGGGCCUCCAUGGACAGGUCACCACAGUGGAGCUGCGGAACGAGAGUGUGGCUGUAGGCCGCAUCACUAAUGUUGAUGCUUUCAUGAACGUGUGCUUGGCUGAAGCAACAUUCACAGACCAGCAUGGCUGCUCCUCCUGGAUGGACAACCUCUUUGUGACAGGAAGGAACGUUCGCUACAUCCACAUCCCUGAUGAUGUGAAUAUCAGGACCACAAUUGAGAAACAGCUGCAGCUCAUCCACAGAGUACGCACCUUUGGUGGCCGAGACAAGGGGAGGAAGGAGUUUCUUAGGCCAAAGGACAAAUGAAUGGGACUGGCAGCAUGCCCUUACCUUGCUGGUUAUUCUUCACUGAAAUCCACUCUCUUUUGUUAGGGCUUCACCAUCUUUCCUUGGC
Molecule: messenger RNA, 561 nt
Organism: Gekko japonicus
Lineage: Eukaryota; Metazoa; Chordata; Lepidosauria; Squamata; Gekkonidae
Gene: LSM10
Product: LSM10, U7 small nuclear RNA associated
Exons: 2
Coding region: 102-473 (123 amino acids)
Biological process (GO): mRNA 3'-end processing by stem-loop binding and cleavage
Cellular component (GO): nuclear body; cytoplasmic U snRNP body
Molecular function (GO): histone pre-mRNA DCP binding; U7 snRNA binding
Source: RefSeq, a predicted model, not a curated record